AAGUCGGUAAGGGGUGGUGGGUGCGCCUACAGGAGGCAUCACAUUUACUCAGUGACUUCUCAUAUCCGUGUGCUGUUGCUUGGACAGAUAGCAUUCGAGUUUUCACUCUAACGUUACAGGUUUCCGGAACGCUUGACAUUUUGACAGAGGAAUUCAUUAAAAAGCACCAUGGCUGUAGAAGGAGGCGCAAAAUGCAUCAAAUACCUGCUCUUUUUCUUUAAUUUCAUCUUCUGGAUAUGUGGCCUGGCCUUAAUAGUUGUGGGGGUGAUGGCAAAAGUUUCUAUCAACACCACGGCCUUCCUCAAAGGAUACUCCGGGUCUCCUCUAGUGAUCAUAAUUGUGGGAGUCAUCAUCUUCUUCAUUGCAUUCUUUGGCUGCUGUGGUGCCUGGAAGGAGAAUCAGUGCAUGGUCACAAUGUUUGCUGUUAUUCUCUCCCUCAUCGUCAUCGUUGAAAUCGGAGCUGCCAUCGCUGGAUAUGUCUUGCGUGGGAAUCUGACUGAUCUCCUGAAUAAAGGUUUUGACAGCAUGAUUGCAGGAUACAACGAAACGGAAAACCGUGAAGCCAUGGAUGGUAUACAGAGAGAUUUAAAGUGCUGUGGAAGAAACUCCUCCAGUGAUUGGAUGAACUCAAAAUUCUUGCCUGCCAAUUCAGUCCCAGAUUCCUGCUGUAAAAACAUCACUAAGGAUUGUGGUAAAGGAGCUCUCCAACAAACCACUAAAAUCAACACUGACGGAUGUCAGCCCAUUUUGGACAAAGUUCUGAAGCAAAAUAUCCUGUGGAUCGCUGUGGCAGCUCUGGUCAUUGCCUUUGUGCAGAUCUCGGGCAUUGUGUUGGCCUGCAUUCUGAUGCGAGCCAUCCGCAGCGGCUAUGAAGUCAUGUGAUCACAUCUAGUUACAUAACUUCCCCCAUAUUAGCAUAUCACUUAAAGCUCUUAGAGACUGUUCAGGUGUUUUGAAAACUAUAUAAAUGCCAGUUAUUUUCCCCCUUGCUGUGUAAGUUGACAGUACUCAUUUUC
Molecule: messenger RNA, 1016 nt
Organism: Carassius auratus (goldfish)
Lineage: Eukaryota; Metazoa; Chordata; Actinopteri; Cypriniformes; Cyprinidae
Product: CD63 antigen
Exons: 8
Coding region: 169-882 (237 amino acids)
Biological process (GO): regulation of vascular endothelial growth factor signaling pathway
Cellular component (GO): plasma membrane
Source: RefSeq, a predicted model, not a curated record